Molecule: messenger RNA, 3787 nt
Organism: Abrus precatorius (Indian licorice)
Lineage: Eukaryota; Viridiplantae; Streptophyta; Magnoliopsida; Fabales; Fabaceae
Product: regulatory protein NPR3
Exons: 4
Coding region: 1632-3395 (587 amino acids)
Biological process (GO): regulation of salicylic acid mediated signaling pathway; regulation of jasmonic acid mediated signaling pathway; systemic acquired resistance, salicylic acid mediated signaling pathway
Cellular component (GO): nucleus
Molecular function (GO): protein binding
Source: RefSeq, a predicted model, not a curated record
UUCUUCAAUGAAAUGGCAAGUUGUUGUGACAUGAAAGGGAAGUUUGGGCUGUUUCCAUUUUCACAUGGUAUGGUAUUAUGAUCACCGUUAAUUAUUAUUUGCCCAUACGCACGAAAGUGAUGUUACGGAUACUUAGGCAAAUAAUAUACCAAAAAUGAGAAACGCAUGCUACACUAUUUUUUAAUAUAUUUUUAAUUAAUCAGUUUCUUAAAUAAUUAAAUUUUUUUAAAACAAUAAGUUUAUUAUAAAAGUAUUUUGACCACUGUCAAAUUAUUAAAAGAGAUAAAUAUUUUUAUUAUCACUAAAUAUAGUUUAAAUUAAUAUUUGAAUGAAUAUAAAUCUAUAUUUACUUUAACAUGAUUAAUUGUUACUUUUAUAUGUAUAAAUUUUUUAACUUUAAAGCACUUGCGGAGAAAGAGUGGAUACAGAAUGACGUAAAGCAAAGGAAAUAGUAUGAGAGAAGAUUUAUGACGAAAAUAGCCCUUAGCCAAAAGUUGUGUGUGAAGAGUGAUGACGCCACUCAGGACGCAAGCAAGGCCCAGCUUGUGAUGCUGACGCCAUCUCUGACGUCGGCAAAACCACUUCACCUCCCCAUCGACACGCCCUCUUCGGAGCUACGCAUACACACACACAGACACUGUUCUCUCUCAAACUUUCUCCCUCAUCUCUUUGACAACGAAAAACGAAACUUCGGGGAUGGUGUGUCCUUGACCUGCACGGCCCAGUGACGUUAUCAUUCCUCUUGCCUUUCUCUCUCCCAUUUCUUUCUUUUUCCCAAAUUUCCUCGAUUUUCAUGUUUUGACUUCCAACUCUCUCUCUAUAUGUUUUACCCGUCUUGCACGCUGAUUCUCUUUCUUCUCUCUCUGGCCUUCUGCCCAUCAAAGUUCUAACUUUUUCUGAUCUGGAUGGAUCUGAUUGGGAAAGUUGGGAGCUUGGUUUUGGGGGGUGGCGGUUUUUCUUCUCUCCCACUUUUUUUGGGCUUUGUAGCAUGCUUGUCUAAUUGAAAAGUGAUAUAUUUUUUAAAAAAAAAAACUAAUAUAAAAUUUUCUGUUUUUCGGUUUUCAGUUUGGGAUCAGUUUUGGGUUUUGUUUGAUUAUGCUGUUUUGGUGGCUCUGGAAGUUUAAACAAGGGACUUUUUGAUGUUUUUGCACUUUUUCUGUGCUAAGGUUUUGCAGACAUAUCAAAUAUUUGUGCUUUUUUCUUAUGUCUCUGUUUAAGCUUGGCUCUUGAAAGUUGAAAUAGAGAAUGACUCUUUAGCUUUUGUCUUUUGAUGUUAAGGAACUUUGUUGGAGGGUGUUUCCAAUCCAUAGUUGAUCCAUUGUGAAGGGUUGGAUCAGAUGUCAUGUGUUUUUAUGACAUAAGAUUUUGUUACCAAGUGCUAACACACGUGUAUACAGAUCAGUGUACUGUUUAUCGUAUAACCAGCAUCUAUAGUUUCUUUUUAUAGGUUGACUUUGUUCUUAUGUCUUUGCUGGAAAAUUCAGGGUCUUGAUUAGUAAAGUAUCAUAUUCCUUCCAUCUGUUAGUGGUUUUAGAAGUUUUUGGGACUCUUGUUAGGAACUUCGAAGUGUGAAGUUCUUUGACGAAUAAGAAAUGUUCUAUGUUCACUGAGGUUAUCAAUCAAGUUGAUAAAUGGCUCAUUCAGCUGAACCCUCAUCAUCUUUGAGCUUUACAUCAUCUUCCCAUUUAUCAAAUGGUUCAGUUAGUCACAAUAUGUGCUCUUCAAAUGGCUCUGAUCCUGGACCUAACCUUGAGGUUAUCAGUUUGAGUAGGCUUAGCUCCAACUUGGAGCAGCUUUUGAUUGAUUCUGAUUGUGAUUAUAGUGAUGCCGACAUCAUUGUGGAAGGAAAUGAGGUCGGUGUUCAUCGAUGUAUUCUGGCCUCUAGGAGUAAGUUUUUCCAUGAAUUGUUCAAGAGGAAGGAAGGAUCAUCAGAAAAAGAAGGAAAAUUGAAGUAUUGCAUGAGUGAUUUGUUGCCUUAUGGCAAUGUUGGAUAUGAGGCCUUCCUCAUAUUCCUGGGCUAUAUAUAUACUGGUAAACUCAAGCCCUCUCCAAUGGAGGUGUCAACAUGUGUUGACAAUGUGUGUGCCCAUGAUGCUUGUAGACCUGCAAUUAACUUCGCUGUGGAGUUGAUGUAUGCCUCUUCCAUUUUUCAAGUACCAGAGUUGGUAUCCCUUUUUCAGCGACGUCUUCUUAACUUUGUAGGGAAAGCUCUUGUGGAAGAUGUCAUCCCAAUCAUCACAGUUGCAUUCCAUUGUCAAUUGAGUCAACUUGUUGCUCAAUGUACUGACAGGGUGGCCAGAUCAGACCUUGACCAGAUUUCAAUUGAGAAAGAGCUUCCCCAUGAGCUCUCAGAAAAAGUUAAAUUGCUCCGCCCCAAUCCUCUGCAAGAAGUUGAAAAUGAUGCUUCUGUAGAGGAUGCUUUGUCUCAAAAACGAAUCACUAGAAUACACAAGGCAUUGGACUCCGAUGAUGUUGAGCUUGUUAAACUUCUUUUGAAUGAGUCAAAUGUUACUUUAGAUGAAGCCAAUGCUCUCCAUUAUGCAGCAGCAUACUGUGACCCCAAGGUUGUUUCUGAGGUACUUGGCUUGGGUUUGGCUAAUGUCAAUCUUCGAAAUUCUCGUGGGUACACAGUGCUUCACAUUGCUGCCAUGCGUAAGGAGCCUUCCAUUAUAGUAUCCCUUCUUACCAAAGGCGCUUGUGCAUCAGAUGUGACUUUUGAUGGUCGGAGUCCUGUUAGUAUUUGUAGGAGGUUAACAAGGCCAAAGGAUUAUCAUGCAAAAACAGAACAGGGGAAAGAAACUAACAAAGAUAGGAUAUGCAUUGAUGUUCUUGAAAGAGAAUUGCGUAGGAAUCCAAUGGCUGGGGAUGCCUGUAUGUCUUCCCAAACCAUGGCUGAGGAUCUCCACAUGAAGCUACUAUACCUUGAGAACAGAGUGGCAUUUGCAAGACUAUUCUUCCCUUCAGAAGCCAAACUAGCCAUGGACAUUGCACAUGCUGAGACCACAUCAGAGUUUGCUGGUCUUUCUGCAUUAAAAGGUUCAAAUGGCAACUUAAGGGAGGUUGAUCUUAAUGAGACUCCCUUAGUGCAAAAUAAAAGACUUCUUUCUAGGAUGGAAGCCCUUAUGAAAACGGUGGACAUGGGGCGGCGGUACUUUCCUCAUUGCUCAGAAGUGCUGGAUAAGUUCAUGGAGGAUGAUCUGCCUGAUUUGUUCUACCUUGAGAAGGGGACACAAGAAGAGCAGAGAAUCAAAAGGAUGCGUUUCAUGGAGCUUAAAGAUGAUGUCCACAAAGCUUUCAGUAAGGACAAGGCUGAGUUUAGCCGCACUGUCAUCUCUUCUUCUUCAUCCUCAUCAUCCCUCAGAGAUUCUGUACAUUACAAGUCUAGAAAACUGUAAUCAAACACACCCUACUCUUUUUGUUUGUCUUACAUAUAUAGCGCAAAUUUUAAAGGUGUUAGAUACUUGCCUACUCAUCUGUAAAGUUCUCUUAGCAGCAAAGUUGAUCUCUUUCUACUUCCUAUGUAAUCAACAUCCACAAGUGUUUUGAAAAUAUUUUCAUAUACAUUUUGGUGGAGAAAGCCAGAGUAACUUUUUAGAGAGAAAUAAAAUAUGCAAGGUCUACUUUUAAUUCCAUGCACUACUAAUUGUAUUACUAUUAUUUGUUGACUUUGAUUGCUGGAUAUGUAUGUUAAACUAUUUAAUAACAACAUUGAAUCCACAGUUCAGAAGAUAUAAAUUACAGAAUAUUUUUAUAUUACUUUGUCAAAGAAUAAAGUUAGAUGUAUCAU